GUCGCAACAGGAUCGUUCCUGUAUCCUGCCUCUCCCUGCAUCUUGACUCACCUCCCAGAAGUUUCAUCAUGUCGGACAGAGUCAUCACCGACCAUGACGCUAUGGGCGAAAAAGCCGAGAUCUCUCAUGAGGAGGUUGCUCAUUUAGCACAGUUGACGCCGGAGGAGAAGGUUUUGGAGAGGCAAUUGCGGCGGCGAAUUGAUACCCUCAUAAUGCCGUUGGUAAUUCUUGUUUAUCUGAUGAAUUACAUCGACCGGAAUAACUACGCCGCUGCGAAGCUUCAAGGAUUAGAACAGGACCUAUCCCUCGAUGAAGCCAAAUACGAGACAGGGCUGUCCAUUCUAUUCGUGGGCUAUAUCCUGAUGCAGGUCCCAUCGAACCUGCUCCUCAACUACAUGGGCCGUCCUUCGCUUUACCUUGGCUUUUUUACCACAGCGUGGGGCCUUGUCUCGGCCUUAACCAGCCAGGUCUCAAGCUACGGUGGCAUCGUGGCAUGUCGAUUCAUUCUCGGCUUGGUCGAGGCACCAUUCUUUGCAGGUGUUCUAUUUUACCUUUCCAAAUGGUACACCAAAAAAGAGUUGGCCCUUCGCAUGAGUAUCUUCUACUCUGGCUCAUUGCUCAGCGGUGCCUUUGGAAACCUGAUCGCUGCGGGCAUCCUUAAUGGUCUUGCCGGAAAGAGAGGCAUGUCAGCCUGGCAAUGGUUAUACAUUAUCGAGGGUACCAUCACUGUCGCAAUCGGUCUGGCUAUCUGCGCUGUGCUACCCGACUUUCCCGAUACCUGGAAAUUGUUGUCGCCGGAGAUGAAGCAUGUCGCCAAUCGCCGCUUGGCCAUUGAGGCAGCCGAAGCGGAUGUUGACGACGGCGACAAGAUGAGCCAAAUUAAAGGUCUGAAGCUAGCCUUUACAGACGUCAAGACUUAUGCCCUGGCCAUUGCGUACAUGUCUCUCACGGCCGCAAGUGGCUUCCAAAACUUUUUUCCAACUUUGACAGAGACCUUGGGGUACAACCAUAUCAUCUCUCUGCUCUUGGUAGCACCGCCAUACAUAUUCAUGGUGGUGUACAGUCUCUUCCACUCCUAUCUCUCCGAUCGUUUCGCUCAUCGAUAUUGGUUCUUUGUCGGCCCCAUCCCCGUCACCAUCGUGGGGUUUAUUAUCUUCAUGACCACUCACUCCUUCGGGCCUCGGUAUUUCUCAUUCUUCCUUAUGGUAUUCGUCUUUGCCCAGAACGGCACGAUAUACUCGUGGAUCGCGAAUGCGAUUCCCCGACCUCCCGCCAAGCGAGCUGCUGCAUAUGCCUUCAUCAACUCUCUGGGAAACUCAGCUAGUAUCUGGACUCCAUAUACUUAUCUGGAAAAGGAGGCUCCGUAUUACUACACGGCCUUGGGUGUGUGCAUCGGAAUGCAGGUUCUAGGCACUAUCAUGGCGACGUUCCUGUACUUCCAUCUACGAUCGCAAAACAAGCGACUGGCACGACUGGAGGAUGAAGAUGCAAUCUUGACAGAGAAAGAGCUUCGCCGGUUACAGAAGACGGCAGAUGUAGAGGGCAUCGACAUCGCGGCUGCCCGCCGGCUCCAGAAGGGGUUCCGAUAUGUAACUUGAGGAUCUGCAAGCAAUUCAUUAGUUCUGUUCUUAAUUCGUU
Molecule: messenger RNA, 1638 nt
Organism: Aspergillus costaricaensis CBS 115574
Lineage: Eukaryota; Fungi; Ascomycota; Eurotiomycetes; Eurotiales; Aspergillaceae
Product: putative MFS transporter
Exons: 2
Coding region: 69-1598 (509 amino acids)
Biological process (GO): transmembrane transport
Cellular component (GO): membrane
Molecular function (GO): transmembrane transporter activity
Source: RefSeq, a predicted model, not a curated record